Molecule: messenger RNA, 948 nt
Organism: Fusarium keratoplasticum
Lineage: Eukaryota; Fungi; Ascomycota; Sordariomycetes; Hypocreales; Nectriaceae
Exons: 3
Coding region: 1-948 (315 amino acids)
Cellular component (GO): plasma membrane; fungal-type vacuole
Source: RefSeq, a predicted model, not a curated record
AUGGCCGACUCAAACUUCAAACCGGGAUACGACACGUGCGACGAAGUAACUCCCCAAUGUCCAGUCGAAGCUACUCUGUAUGGCGACUACUUCACUAAGGGUCCCAUAAUCUUCUUCGCCGUGGCAUUCGGCUUGCUCUUACUUUACCAGAUCUGGUUCACCUUCAAGUCUCGGGCCUGGGGGUUUUCUAUAUGGCUCAUUCUUGGAACCGUCUUCGAGAUGGUGGGUUACUCCUCUCGGAUGGAGAUGGUCGACAAUCCUUGGAAGAAGGAUCCAUUCCAGAAGCAACUGCUGCUGCUCAUCUUAGCGCCGACCCUAAUCGCUGCUUCCAUCGCCGUUACCUUCAAACACCUUGUGCUCUACUACGGCCCGGAUUUGUCCGUCUUGAGACCACGGUGGUACCCUUUCGUGUUCGUAGGGACAGAUAUAAUCGCCAUCAUUAUACAGGGCGCUGGUGCCGCGUUUCUUGUUGGAGGUGUGAGCUUUCAGCUCGUGAAUAUGCUAGGAUGCGGCUUACUCAUGGUCAUCUUCUGGAAGCGCUACCAGCUUUUGAAACAUGACGGCAAAAAGACUGAACGCAGAGAUGUGCUUAUCCAAGAUGGCCAAGUGGAUAGCACUGAAUAUCGAAACCUUCGCUGGUUUGUAUGGGCGAUUUUUGCCGCAUACAUCCUGAUCAUAAUUCGCUGCAUCUAUCGGGUUCCGGAGAUGGCCUUGGGAUGGGGCAGUUCUUUGAUGCAGAAUGAGGCCUUAUUCUAUAUCCUGGACGGCGUCAUGAUCCUUCUCGCUGUCACAAUAAUUUGCGCAUUUCAUCCAGCUCGAUUCUUUCCCCGAUUGGGUAGAGCCAAGGACAUGGCAGCCCCGACUCCUGCGCAAAUCAGAAGUCAUGUCGGAAGAAGCGAGUACCAGGGCAGUCAGAUUGCACUGCGGCAGGUCGUCACGACCGUGUAA